This is a messenger RNA of Brugia malayi, 1368 nucleotides long. RefSeq lists its product as uncharacterized. The record is from RefSeq and is a predicted model, not a curated record. The coding region runs from base 1 to 1368 and encodes 455 amino acids. The transcript is spliced from 10 exons. NCBI's taxonomy places the organism in Eukaryota, Metazoa, Nematoda, Chromadorea, Rhabditida, Onchocercidae.
AUGCUUAUGUAUCGUCGACAAAUAGAACAUAGCAGAAGGUUGUCGAGACGUGGCGUGGUACCAGUGUUAGAAAGACGAACUGUUUGGCGAGAUCGCAGUUUGAGCCCUGCUGCUGAAAGAGACCAAUAUGUGACAAAAAAUACGCUUAGUUAUCAUCAGAACCGUUUCGAACGACGUGAAAAUUUCAUGAUGAAAGAAAGCAGUUCACCAAGAGGCCAUCAAAGACAUCGUCAUCGAGAACGCUUGAAUAGCAACAGUGAGUUAAGCAGACAGGCUACCAGGAUUGCAUCAGUUAGAACUGGACCAAUGAAAAGUCGCGAAUAUUUGGAACGUGAAUUAGCAAAGCACUAUCGAGUACGCGAUCGAAUGAUUGCUUUGGAAAGAGCCAGAAAUGAAGAAAAUCGUUUACAUGAUGAAACUAAUCGUAAUGCUAGUCGAAUACAGCCAUCAGGAUAUGGCAGUGGGCGAAUGCCGAGCUAUUUUGUGCAAACCGAAUCUCAGCUUGUCACGGAAGAAAUUUCUGGGAAAAUUAAUAACAGUGGCUUGGCAAAUUGGCGUAUUGAGGAUUUGCUAGGAGGGCAGUCAGUGCUCAACGCAGAUAACAUACAGAAUGCACAGACAUGGAUCGCCAACGAUAACAGUUUAAGUCCGGCACAAGUUGUACGCGCUCGUGAACUUCUUCAAGAAUUGCUGAUUACAAUUACGACGAAACCAAAUGGACCGAUUGCUGAAGAUAGAUCGCUGAAUUUCAUUACUGAUUGUCGAGUUUCUGAUUAUUCUUCACCACGUAGUUUUUCUCAACAGAACACUGAAUCUGCACUGCGGAGUGAUACUGCAGUACAUGGCCGAGAAUUGCCGGUUAUGCAGAAUUCCUUACCUGUAGAUUUACCAUUAUCACUUCCGCAGAAUUGGCGUGAUGAUUCUUUAGCGGCAUAUUCUGAUGCCGGUGAAAUGCCAAUGAGUUCCCGAAAUAUGUCCGAAAUUUCCGAUUUUCGUUGUGGCUCACGAAUUGAUUAUCCAACCCCAUAUACGGAAGACGCUGAAUUCGGGAAGAGGAAUGCCAGAGAACAUUAUCCGAUUCAUUUAGGAUCAGAAAGGCGGAGGUCAUACUACCAUGACCGUCGUCAAAUAUCUCGAUCUAGAAGCCGUAGCUUAGGAAAAGAUUAUGACACACGCAUUGGAGAACGACGAGUACAUAUGAAAUCUGGAGGUUUUAUUAGCGUUGGAAUAAAUCAUCCACAAAAGGGAUCUCGAAAGACUUAUUUGUCAUAUGAGACACGUAACAAUCACCACAGAGGAGUUAAAGGUGAAAGAAGUUUGCGUCGUUCGUCACCUCGUUUGGUUGCUAAGAGAAGAUGCAAAAGAUAA